Molecule: messenger RNA, 2288 nt
Organism: Lycium ferocissimum
Lineage: Eukaryota; Viridiplantae; Streptophyta; Magnoliopsida; Solanales; Solanaceae
Product: threonine dehydratase 1 biosynthetic, chloroplastic
Exons: 9
Coding region: 128-1945 (605 amino acids)
Biological process (GO): L-threonine catabolic process
Molecular function (GO): pyridoxal phosphate binding; threonine deaminase activity
Source: RefSeq, a predicted model, not a curated record
UUUCUCCUUCCUCAAGCUAUAACCCUUGACCAACAACCUCCUCAGCCGCCGGGAAAAAAAAAAUAUCCACGUGUCCGGCCACCACCAAUUCCAUAACUACACAUUUAAUCUCCAGUACACGUGAAAAAUGGAGCUUCUUCAUUUCACCGCCGUUAAACCAUUAAACUCCUACCUCCGUCCCGAAUUCACGCCGUCAAACUCCGUCAUUAUCCCCAUUAAUACCUCCGUAACAAGGAAAACAAAAAAAAAGACAUCUAUUCGUGCUAAGGCAACGGAGAUCUUAUCAUCUCCAACUUCUACCGUAACGGAACCGUUACCGGCGUCACCGGUAACGGCACCUUCGGCUCCGUUAUUGCGAGUUUCUCCGAGCGAGUUGGAGUGUGAACCGGUUUACUUGAUACCGAAUACUCCGGUUUUAGGUACUGGUGGUGUGGUUGGAUACGAGUAUUUGACGAACAUUUUGUCGUCGAAAGUGUAUGAUGUAGCUUAUGAGACGCCUUUACAGAAAGCGCCUAAGCUGUCAGAAAGGCUUGGAGUUAAUGUGUGGCUUAAAAGAGAGGAUCUUCAGCCUGUCUUCUCGUUCAAAAUCAGAGGAGCUUACAAUAUGAUGGCAAAACUGCCUAGGGAGCAGUUGGAAAGAGGGGUUAUAUGCUCAUCAGCUGGAAACCAUGCACAAGGUGUUGCAUUAUCCGCUCAGAGACUCGGCUGUGAUGCUGUGAUUGCCAUGCCUGUUACUACACCAGACAUUAAAUGGAAAUCAGUUAAGAGAUUGGGUGCCACUGUUGUUCUAGUGGGGGACUCAUAUGAUGAAGCUCAAGCAUACGCCAAAGAGCGGGCCGAAGCUGAAGGCCGCACAUUCAUCCCUCCUUUUGAUCACCCAGAUGUCAUCAUAGGGCAAGGUACAGUCGGAAUGGAGAUAAAUCGCCAACUCAAAGAAAACAUUCAUGCAAUCUUUGUGCCUGUUGGAGGAGGAGGUCUUAUAGCUGGUAUUGCUGCUUAUUUGAAGAGGGUUGCCCCUGAUAUAAAGAUUAUUGGAGUUGAACCCCUUGAUGCAAAUGCAAUGGCAUUAUCAUUGCAGCAUGGUCAGAGAGUAAUGCUGGACCAAGUUGGGGGUUUUGCAGAUGGUGUAGCUGUUAAAACGGUUGGUGAAGAAACUUAUCGUAUCUGCAAGGAAUUAAUAGAUGGCGUAGUCCUAGUUGGUCGUGAUGCUAUAUGUGCAUCUAUAAAGGAUAUGUUUGAAGAGAAAAGAAGCAUACUAGAGCCUGCAGGUGCACUUGCUCUUGCUGGAGCUGAGGCAUACUGCAAGUACUAUGGCCUGAAGGGUGAAAACGUAGUAGCAAUAACUAGUGGAGCCAACAUGAACUUUGACAGACUUAGAUUGGUAACUGAACUCGCAGAUGUUGGUAGACAGAGGGAAGCUGUUCUUGCUACUUUUAUGCCAGAAGAGUCAGGGAGCUUCAAAAAGUUCGCUGAAAUGGUAGGACCAAUGAAUAUCACUGAAUUCAAGUACAGAUACAAUUCUGAUAAAGAAAGAGCUCUAGUACUUUACAGUGUUGGUCUUCACACAAAAUUAGAACUUGAAGGAAUGGUGGAGAGGAUGGAAUCAGCAGAUCUGCAAACCAUUAAUCUUACAGACAAUGAUUUGGUCAAAGAUCAUCUACGGCAUUUGAUGGGUGGUAGAACAAAUGUUCAUGAUGAGCUUUUGUGUCGAUUCACUUUUCCCGAGAAGCCCGGUGCUCUGAUGAAGUUUUUAGAUGCUUUCAGCCCGCGUUGGAAUAUAAGUUUGUUUCAUUAUCGUGCACAGGGAGAUACUGGUGCAAAUGUGCUAGUCGGGAUCCAAGUUCCACAGGAUGAGGUAGAUGAGUUCCAGGGACGGGCAGACAGUCUUGGUUAUGAAUAUGCAGUGGAGAGUCUCAAUGAGGCAUUCCAGAUCAUAAUGCAUUGAAAAAUGUGCUGUAUGUUAUGGCUUGUUCUGGGAUCUAGUUGCUGAGACACUACAAAGAAAAUAAAGUGGUAUUCGCCGACUUCACUUUCGCCUGGUUAGUCAGAUCAUUCUGAAUCCUCCUUGUCAAUGGAAGAUGGUUGUUUCAUAGACCAAGUGUACUAGAUAAUUUUGGGCUAGUCUUUAUCUUGUGUAUAUAGCUAUUUGUAAGUUAUCUAAAGGCCUCUAGUUCCAUGAACAAACCAUUUCACUUUAAAGCUAAUUUUAGGAGUUGUCUCUUGCGUUUCAACUUUGGUCUUCAAUCCCAACUUCAUCAUGUGUUUCGAUUAAAAAGGUUUCUGUUUUA